Molecule: messenger RNA, 375 nt
Organism: Necator americanus (New World hookworm)
Lineage: Eukaryota; Metazoa; Nematoda; Chromadorea; Rhabditida; Ancylostomatidae
Exons: 1
Coding region: 1-375 (124 amino acids)
Source: RefSeq, a predicted model, not a curated record
AUGGAUCUAUUCAUCCUCGCCUCUUCGCCCGUCAUAAAUGCCAUCCAGGCCGUGUUUGGUAUUCCUGACGAAGACGCCGCGUUGCCGCGUAUGAAUCAGCCUCAGAUGAGUGAUCCCCUACAGCUUUCCGGCGCUCGCUCACCAUCAGCUCAUACAGCUUCCAACGUCCCACGCAUCAACGGCUCGUUCACUUCGUUCUGUGUUAGCAGUAAGUCGCGACCAAUUACUUGUACUAAUUGUGGAACAGUGAACGGCUUUCAAGUUGUCGGUCCAUACAUUAUGCCAGGCACCGCACAGCUAACAUGUUCAUAUUUACAUUCCCAGCGAGACGACACCCUACCAGAUUACGUCGUUCUUCGUUCGGAUGCCAGAUAA